Hibiscus syriacus is the source of this 2161-nucleotide messenger RNA. RefSeq names its product plastidic ATP/ADP-transporter-like. Gene Ontology annotation, biological process: nucleotide transport. The transcript is spliced from 7 exons. NCBI's taxonomy places the organism in Eukaryota, Viridiplantae, Streptophyta, Magnoliopsida, Malvales, Malvaceae. The coding region runs from base 182 to 2044 and encodes 620 amino acids. Gene Ontology annotation, molecular function: ATP:ADP antiporter activity. The record is from RefSeq and is a predicted model, not a curated record. Gene Ontology annotation, cellular component: membrane.
GAUUUAGUAAAGGGUAAAGCAAUCUCCUUCUCCAUCUCUUAACUAGCCACCUUAUUCCUUUAUCUUCAUUCUUCUCCCUCUUUACAAUUUCCUUCUGUGUUUCUCUUAUGUUCUGAGAAAAGUUCAAAUCUUUUUUGGGGAUUUGAUUUAUCAAUUCUUUUGAAGGAACCAUAAGAGAGACAUGGAAGCUGUUCUACAAACAAGAGGGCUUCUUUCACUGCCACCAAAUCCAACCAGAAUCAGAAGCCGUUUGAACCCAUCACAGGGCUUAAAGCAGAGGCUUUUUGCCACAAAACCCUUAGGCCUCAAUGGGUUAUCUCUAUCUUAUAAAAGAGUUCCAAGCGUUGUAGCAAAACCAAAUGGUUUAUCCCCCAAAGGAAAGAGCUUUAUUUGCAAGGCCGAGGCUGCUGCUGCUGCAGCUGACGGGCAGGAUUUGUAUGGUGAAAUACAGCCGCCAAAGUUCUUGGGUAUAGAGCUUGUGUCUCUCAAGAAGAUUAUCCCACUCGGGUUAAUGUUCUUUUGCAUCCUUUUCAAUUACACAAUCCUCAGGGAUACAAAGGAUGUGUUGGUGGUGACUGCUAAAGGAAGCAGUGCUGAGAUUAUACCAUUCUUGAAGACAUGGGUUAAUUUGCCUAUGGCUGUUGGGUUCAUGCUGUUGUACACCAAGUUGGCUGAUGUGUUGCCAAAGAAGGCUCUUUUCUACACCGUUAUUGUUCCCUUCAUAGCCUUUUUUGGUGCAUUUGGGUUCCUGUUGUAUCCCCUCAGCAAUUAUAUCCACCCUGAGGCACUUGCUGAUAAGCUCCUUGCGGUUCUUGGUCCCAGAUUCCUUGGUCCUCUUGCAAUUUUGAGGAUUUGGAGUUUCUGUUUGUUCUAUGUCAUGGCUGAACUUUGGGGCAGUGUGGUCAUUUCUGUUCUGUUUUGGGGAUUUGCCAAUCAGAUAACUACUGUAGACGAAGCAAAAAGAUUCUAUCCUCUGUUCGGCCUAGGAGCCAAUAUAGCUCUCAUCUUCUCUGGUCGAACUGUUAAGUACUUUUCUACUUUGAGGCAAAAUUUGGGUCCCGGAGUUGAUGGUUGGGCUGUUUCCUUGAAGGGAAUGAUGAGCAUUGUGGUGCUGAUGGGGCUUACCAUCUGUUUCCUGUACUGGUGGGUGAAUAAGUUUGUUCCUCUUCCCACACGUAGCAAGAAGAAGAAGGAAAAGCCUAAGAUGGGAACAAUGGAAAGCUUGAAAUUCUUGGUGUCUUCAAGGUACAUUAGGGAUCUUGCCACUUUGGUGGUUGCAUAUGGUAUCAGCAUCAACCUUGUUGAAGUUACUUGGAAAUCUAAGCUUAAAGCGCAGUUUCCAAGCCCAAAUGAUUACUCCUCUUUCAUGGGUGACUUCUCAACUGCCACUGGAAUCGCGACAUUCACUAUGAUGCUACUAAGUCAAUUUAUUUUUGACAAAUACGGAUGGGGAGUUGCGGCCAGCGUAACACCUACUGUCCUGCUUCUGACCGGAGUUGGUUUCUUCUCCUUGAUAUUAUUUGGCGGUCCUCUCGCACCAACUCUUACUCAGUUUGGCAUGACUCCUCUUCUUGCGGCCGUAUAUGUGGGUGCCAUGCAAAACAUUUUCAGCAAGAGUGCAAAGUACAGUUUAUUUGAUCCUUGCAAAGAAAUGGCCUAUAUUCCUUUGGAUGAGGACACCAAGGUUAAAGGGAAGGCUGCCAUCGAUGUUGUAUGCAACCCACUGGGGAAAUCGGGAGGCGCUCUGAUUCAACAGUUUAUGAUCUUGACCUUUGGAUCACUUGCAAAUUCAACCCCAUACCUUGGCGGAAUACUUCUGGUGAUUGUUCUUGCAUGGCUAGGAGCUGCAAGGUCUUUGGAUACGCAAUUUACAGCUUUACGCAGGGAAGAGGAACUCGAGAAGGAGAUGGAAAGAGCAGCUGUUAAGAUCCCGGUUGUCUCUGAAACCGGAAACGUCUCUCUUGCAAGCAGUUCUUCAUUAAAUGCAGCCGCAGGUGACUCAACUGAAAGUUCAUCGGAAACAUCAACUCCAAGCAGUAUCUAGAAAGAAAGAACUUUCUUCCAUUUGUUGCCCAACAGGAAGAAUAAGAAGCUGAUAAGAAGCAGUGCUAGGUGACUGUUGGCUCUAGAAUUUAUUUUAAUUUAUACGAAGAACAUUAGC